Molecule: messenger RNA, 438 nt
Organism: Vollenhovia emeryi
Lineage: Eukaryota; Metazoa; Arthropoda; Insecta; Hymenoptera; Formicidae
Exons: 2
Source: RefSeq, a predicted model, not a curated record
AUGGUGGCGUCGACCAUUAAAUAAUAAUUUUCAUCGUCUGGGAGAUUUUACACAGCUCUUCCAAGAACUGAAGACCAGUGAUCACGAAGAAUUCUUUAAUUACACAAGAAUGACUCCUGACCAGUUUGAUUGGUUGCUAGAGAAAACGUCUCCGUAUUUAAUAAAACAUAGUAUGAGGCGUCCGUUUCCACCAGAAUUGAGACUCGCUAUCACUCUUAGCUAUCUUGCACAUGCUGAUAGCGUAUGGUUGAAAAAAUGGUCUUUUCGCAUUGGUCGUUCAACAGUAUAUAAAAUUAUUCCUGAGACAUGUCAAGCUAUUAUAACAGUUCUUCAACCAAUAUAUUUACCACCUAUGAGACGGGAGGACUGGUGGAAAGUAGCUGAUGAUUUUUACGAAAAAUGGAACUUCCCUAAUUGUAUAGGAGCAGUUGACGGGAA